CGGCCUCACCACCAGGGGCCGCUCCAUCUCCCCUCUCUAUGGUCGGGGGUUACUGCGCCGGCGCCGCCGGAAGUGACGACAUUGCGCAGGCGCGCGCGGCGGCAGCGGCCUGAGGCGGGAGCGGCGGUUGGAGCGGCGGGAGGGCCCGGCGCCAUGUCCUCGACGUCGCAGAAGCACCGGGACUUCGUGGCGGAGCCGAUGGGGGAGAAGCCGGUGGGGACGUUGGCCGGCAUCGGGGACGUGCUGGGCAAGAAGCUGGAGGAGAAGGGCUUUGACAAGGCCUACGUGGUGCUGGGGCAGUUCCUGGUGCUGCGCAAGGACGAGGAGCUGUUCCGGGAGUGGCUGAAGGAGACGUGCGGGGCCAACGCGCGGCAGUCGCGGGACUGCGCCGGCUGCCUGCGCGAGUGGUGCGACGCCUUCCUCUGAGCCCCCCGGCGCCCCAAACCCCCCCCGGCGCCCCAAACCCGCCCCCCCGGCACCCCAAACCCCCCCCCGGCACCCCCACCCCACCCCUGCCACCACCCCGCAGCCACCUGGCAAACGCCGGCUGCCUGCGCGAGUGGUGCGAGCCCUUCCUCUGAGCCCCACGGUGCCCCAAACCCCCCCUCCGGCGCCCCAAACCCCCCCUCCGGCGCCCCAAACCCCCCUCCGGCACCCCAACCCCACCCCCCAGCACCACCCCCCCCGCCACCACCCCGCAGCCACCCGCCAAACGCCGGCUGCGCAACACAUCGGGGCCCCCCCAAACUGUGGUGCUGCCCCCCCACCCACCGCAGGGAACCCCCGUUUUGGGGUGCCCCCACCCCUCGUGGGGGGGUGCCAGGGUGCUACUGCCUCCCCCCAACACCCCAAAUCCCCACCCCAACACCCCAAAUUCCCCCCCAGCACCCCAAAUCCCCACCCUGACACCCCCCUGGCACCCUGCAGCCACCCAGCAAACCCAUCGGGGCCCCCCCAAACUGUGGUGCUGCCCCCCCCGUCACCUAACCCCCAUUUUGGGGUGCCUCCACCCACUGGGGGGGGUGCCAGGGUGCCAUUGCCCCCCCCCAACACCCCAAAACCACCCGGGGGGGGGUCUGGGGGAGCCCUCCCCCCCUUCCUGGGGCUAUGCUGACAUUUCCCCCCUCCCCACACACAUGCGGGGGGGGGGGUGGGGGGGUUUUGGGGUGUCCCGUCCCCUCCCCCACGGGGCGAUUUUGUGUCAUUUUGGGGGUGACACCCCCACCCCCACAGAAAAAAAAAUCAAAUUUCUUUGUAAAAGGGUUUUGUAAACAAUAAAGGUUUUGCUGUGCUGGA
Messenger RNA from Phalacrocorax carbo (great cormorant), 1296 nucleotides. NCBI's taxonomy places the organism in Eukaryota, Metazoa, Chordata, Aves, Suliformes, Phalacrocoracidae. The record is from RefSeq and is a predicted model, not a curated record.